Messenger RNA from Meira miltonrushii, 1319 nucleotides. Its product is annotated as Zinc/iron permease. The transcript has a single exon. The record is from RefSeq and is a predicted model, not a curated record. NCBI's taxonomy places the organism in Eukaryota, Fungi, Basidiomycota, Exobasidiomycetes, Exobasidiales, Brachybasidiaceae. The annotation marks the transcript as partial. Gene Ontology annotation, cellular component: plasma membrane. Gene Ontology annotation, biological process: zinc ion transmembrane transport. Gene Ontology annotation, molecular function: zinc ion transmembrane transporter activity.
UUUUUUUUCAUCUUCAUCUUUCUUUUACAAUUGUAUCAUAUUUAAGAACUGGCUUCUUGAAACUUAUAAACAAAUCCUUUUCCAUCUAUCAACCAAGUUUCAUCUUCUACAAAGAAAACAAACAAGAUGUCAGAUUCAUCAUCAUGCACUGGUGGUCCAGAUGAAGUAGCAGGAAUGGUUGGAUUGCGAAUUGGAGCAAUUUUCAUCAUCGGUUUCAGUUCAUUGGCAACAACUUUAUUUCCAGUAGUUACAAAAAGGGUACCCAAGCUAGCAAUUCCUGAAGCAGUUUUCAAUUUUGCAAAAUAUUUCGGUAGUGGUGUAAUUAUUGCAACUGCUUUUAUUCACCUUUUAGGACCCGGGGUUGAAGAAUUAGGAAGUCCAUGUUUAAACAAAAAUUUUCAAAAUUAUCCUUUCGCACUUGCAUUUAGUAUGAUUGCAAUGUUUGUGUUAUUCUUUGUCGAAUUAAUCUCUUUCAGAAUAGGUGCAGGCUUGGCAAGCAAAUUAGCCUAUGAUCCUCACGUUGGCGGUCACCAUCACGCAAACGAACAUGCAAUCCCACGUGGCGGCCCUGUUCCAUCAGCAAAGGACGAAGAAGAAAUCAUUGAACAAAGUGCCGAUUCACCACGUACGAUGGAAAAAUCAGCUUCAGAUGAAGAAGUAGGCGUUAUCGAACCAACCCAAGAAGGUCUUUCAGCAGCAGCAAGUGAAAUCUUAGGUGUGAUGAUUUUGGAAUUCGGUGUAAUUUUCCAUUCGGUUAUUAUUGGUAUCACUUUAGGAACAACACAAAAUGACCAAUUUACAACAUUGUUCAUCGUUUUAAUUUUCCAUCAAGCAUUCGAAGGUCUUGGUUUGGGUACUCGUUUGGCCGUUUUGCCUUUACCCAAAAAAUCUUGGAUUCCAUUCAUUGGUGGAUUGGCAUACGCUUGGGUCACUCCGAUCGGAAUCGCAAUCGGUUUGGGCAUUCGUUCAACGUACAACGGAAAUAGCACUACCGCAAAUUACGUCACGGGUACUUUUGAUUCCGUCUCUUCGGGUAUUUUAUUGUAUACCGGUUUGGUGGAAUUAUUGGCUCACGAAUUCAUCUUUAACGAAAAGAUGCGAACCGCUCCUUUGUUCAAAGUUCUUUUGAGCGUUUUCGAAAUGUUAUUGGGUGCCGGCUUGAUGGCAUUGUUGGGUUACUGGGCUUAAUUAUAGAUCUUCCUUUAUCUGUUUCACUACAUUUAUCAUUCGUGUAAAAACCAUACCCUUCUGUGAUUAUUAUCAUAAAAGUGAAAAUUUAGUGUGAGAUUGAAGUGAUAUCUUAGUAUACAAGUGAUGUA